GUCCUCCAGGUCAUGAAGACAUCCUUCUUUCUCUUUGUUCUUCUCUUCUUUCUGGACUCAGCCAAGAAUGCUUUCUUCGAUGAGAAAUGCAGCAAGCUUAACGGGAGAUGCACUGGUUACUGUCUGAAAAAUGAAGAACUUACUUCUCUCUGUCGGAAGUCUCUGAAGUGCUGUGUGACAGUCCAGCCAUGCGAAAGGAGCAAAGGCAACGAUUCAGCUACAUAG
Molecule: messenger RNA, 225 nt
Organism: Myodes glareolus (Bank vole)
Lineage: Eukaryota; Metazoa; Chordata; Mammalia; Rodentia; Cricetidae
Product: beta-defensin 15-like
Biological process (GO): innate immune response
Cellular component (GO): extracellular region
Source: RefSeq, a predicted model, not a curated record